Molecule: messenger RNA, 2627 nt
Organism: Haliotis rufescens (red abalone)
Lineage: Eukaryota; Metazoa; Mollusca; Gastropoda; Lepetellida; Haliotidae
Product: protein zwilch homolog
Exons: 2
Coding region: 1-1908 (635 amino acids)
Biological process (GO): mitotic spindle assembly checkpoint signaling; protein localization to kinetochore
Cellular component (GO): RZZ complex
Source: RefSeq, a predicted model, not a curated record
AUGAACCCAAGCGCGAUAUCUAAGUUUGUGGACACUUUUAGGAAUAUACUACAAAACAAGACUUCCCAGGAAUAUGACAGUAGCAUGGUGUUCGAGUACAGGUCUAAGGGUAAACUGUCCAGCAAUAGCGUUUUAGAUCACGCAAUGACAUAUUUUCUUGACAUUUCCUCCGACAGAUCGUCAAUUGUUGCCUACAAGGGAAGAUUGUGUGAUAUAAACAACACAAAAAGUGUUGAUAUUUCCCAAAAUGUUUCCAUCAAUCAGAAUAGUUACAAAUCAUCUCAAAGUCACAGUAUAGCUAGCACCCCGAAAAGUAAGAAGGGGAGUACUGGCUCCACAAACGGAAAGGAAACUUCAUUGGAUCUUGACGGCUCCCCAUUGAAGCUGCAAGCCUAUGCUGAUCUGUCUGCUUUUGAUUCUCCUUCAUCGGUAUGUUCUCCGAAGUAUAUAAAGCGGGUUUGCGAGAAAGAGAGGCAUGAUUUUGGCAUCUCCAACCAGAAAGCAAGGGGCCUGUUGUCUAUGUUUUCGACCUAUUUCACAAACAAUCGCACCAACAAUGGAAAUGAGAAUAUUGAUCACAUACCAGAUUUCUGGGUCCUUUGUGAUGGUUCCGACAUCAAGUCAACAAUUAUUCGAGGUGUCCAGCCUGUACUUGUUGAUGGAAGGCCUGGUUUGAGAAUAUCGUCAGUAACUCAAUCUGACAAGAAUAUAGAUUUGAAAAGAGAAAUUCGUUUUGAUGGCUCCUCCAUCUUGUCUGAUACUAGCUGCUAUGCUCGCUACAAUGUGAUUGACUCUAUGAGGGAUGACAAGGCUGGUUACCAAGGCUCCCUGGCUGUAGACCUGGAGUGGGCAAGAUCAAUGUCACUGCUACAGAAACCACCUUCUCAUGCAGCAGCGUUCGUCAAGGCUUCAGUUACUGCAGGUGACAUGAGAAGUCCGGCAUAUUCCUUCUAUCAAGAGCUGACUCUGUUGACGAGUUUCGUUUCAUCUGUGACAACUGGGGACGUAAACUGGAUUGGGGAAGUGGGUGAUGUCCCACUGAUCGAGAGUGUGAAGAAACUGAUCGAGCAGCUACAGCAGGGAGACAGAGUUGUUCAUGAGGAAAAUGAAGACGACUCGGUUGACUUGAUGUCACCUCUAGAGAACCUCGUUUUUAAGGAACGCCAAGACUUGGAUUUCACAGACCAUCUAUGGAAGGUGCUGAUUAGCUGUUCGGCCUACUCGGAUCUUGUCAGCAGCCUCCAGUACAUCUUCAACUGCCUCAGUAGCGGGAGGGUCCAACCCAUGGUCCAUAACAACAACCACACCACCAUGGCACAGCUGGUCCGAGACUCCUACAUGGGCCGCAUGAUGGUCCCUCCUUUGAAGGGAAUAACGCCAAUCAAACUGUUAGCUGAGAUGGGUGGUGAGAAGUUAAAACGGGAUUACAUCAACGCGUUUCUGUCAUCGGACAUGACCACCCUUUCCCACUUGGCCCACUUGGUGUCUAUGUCCAAGUCACUGGAGGAGAAUCUGGAGCAGUUGGAAAAGCUGCAGAACGUGCUGGAGAUGGUGUCCAUGUUGAAGUUGUUUCUCAGUCUGCCUCACUCAUCGCUCGGUUCAGCAGCCAGACAGAUGCUCAAACACUACGAGACAAAUGCCAUUGAGGAGAAGCAUGUGUUUGAGUUUGGGGUGCCAACGUCGAGCGUGCAGUCAGUGAUGGACACAUGCUCUCCAUGCGAGUGGAAGGCCAGAUUUGAUCAUACUGUCGGAUCUGUUACUGAGUCCACUAUCUACUGCUUGACUUCAACACAGCCAUUCAGACAUGUGAAGAGAGGAAAUGAAGCUGACGUCAGCCAAACAGACACUUCGAUGGAAACUGAGAGUCGGUUUCUUCUCGUGAAACAAGAUUUUGUAACGUUGUUCUGAAUGGUUCAGCAUUUGUUUGUGGAACUAUUAGGCUAAAAAAAAUUAAUAGUCUUGGUUCUCAUCAUCAUAAAGUCUGCAACACAUUUCGUUUAUAUUUUCAUUUUUUUUUAAAUUAAAAAAUCUUCAAAUAUCCCGCUCCUCGAACACAUGACCCUAGCAGUAAAAUGCUACAAUACUUAAGAACAACAUGAUUUCUCCGAAAUUAUUGUAAAUAUAAUUCCUAGACAAACUAGCUUGAACAACCCUCCUAAAAAACACACCGCCAGCGCUAUAUUUUUAAAAGCCAUUGCCUGAGAACCAAUUCUUUUAUUUUUUUAAGCCUUAUGUGGACAUUUUGUCACUGUUUAUUAAAGUCAUGAAAAUGUUUAACACAUGCCAGCAGAAAAUAUGCCAGCGUUCAUUAUUUGAUUGUGUACUAGUUUUCCGAUGUUCAUGUAAUUAAUGUGUUAUCAUGGUUAUGUUUGUCGUUAUUCUAAUUUGUUUCAGUGAAUAUUGAAAGCUUAUGUUAUAAAGUGUUGUUGUAAAUCUUAUCAAUGUAAACUUAACCAUCACUGAGGCAUAAAAUUAUGUUGUGUGGUUUAGGAAUAAGGGAGGAGAGCUGAGAGUGUAAAUUGCCAAAGCUAUAUUAAUAAAUACAUACAUGACAAUUAUAUUAUAUGAGUAUAUUUAUGAUAGACAAUAAAUAUUCAUAACAAACAAAAUAAACAUUUUCUGUUUUU